UGGUGUGUCUGGUCUGACUGUGGUCUCUCCCAUGUCUCUGUGGUGUGUCUGUUCAUGGUCCAGCUGAUAUUCCCAUGUGCUGACCCCAGGGUGCAGUAUCGUGGCAUUGGUUGCUGUGUGUUUCCAUGUGAACAGCCUGCUGGGCUGGCCUGUCUGUGAAGGGAUGACCAGAGAGAAAAGCCUGCUGUGUAAAUGGAUGACCAAGGCAGAGAGGGAGGAUCUUCUUAACAGCAGUGACCGCCGCCCAGAUCCACAGCCCUAUUUAACCAGCUUGGCUGUCUCCUAUAGCAUCACACUCACACUGGAUACUACAGGAGGAUCCUACAGGAGGAUACUACAGGAGGAUACUACAGGAAGAUACAACAGUAGGAUACUACAGGAGGAUCCUAAAGGAAGAUACUACAGGAGGAUCCUACAGGAGGAGCCUACAGGAAGAUACUACAGGAGGAUCCUACAGGAAGAUACCACAGGAGGAUCCUACAGGAGGGAGACUGAGCCUGACACUCUCUGGAGGUAGACUGACACUGAUAGUGUAACAGAGCUGUGAUCCUGACAGAGCUCGUGUAAUGUGGGUCGUUGAACAGAUCCGUGUUUCAGUGGCCAAAAACAGCCUUCUGCUGCCAAUAGCGGAGUACAGCCUCCACAUCUCAGACAUCGUGUUGGGAGAGAGCACAUCUCGGGAGAAAGGAAGGAAAACGAUCUCUCUGUGUCCUAACGUCAUCACUCCGAAUACUAUCCCUGAGUUCUGCAUCCCACCGAAGAUCUCGCCACAGCAGGAGCUAAAGACAGUGGACUGGAGUAAAACUAGCCCUGUUGGAAAGGUGUCCUUUUCACCUGAGAAGGGCAGCAGCCCGGAGAUGGAGGUAACAGUGAGAGAACCCUUCAUCAACACUCAUCCAACCCUCAUCCAGGUAGAGAGCGUGGACGAGACUCCAUACGACCAGGGCUUCAGUGAUGAGGAGAGUACCAACGCUGACCCCCAGAGCCAAGCAGCUCUCUCCCUGCCCCACCUGGCCAAGGUCCAGACCUGCUACGGUUUCUGUACCCUCCUGGAGAGCCCCCACACCCGGAGGAAAGAGUCUCUGUUCCACAGCCACCCCAACGCCUGCCCCCUCCCCCUGAUCGCUGCCUCUCCCGGGCCUCGCGGCCGCUUCAAAACUUACUCCUCCAGAACCUCACCUCUACCCCACUCCCCGUCAUCUUCCUUCAGCCUCACCAAGCUGACCACCAGCAGGCUGUCUCCUGGAGGCUCCAGGCUGGUGGCUCUCCAGAGACAGAGCACCCUGGACAGUGACACCACCUCCUCCGCCGAGUCCUCCCCCUUCAGCUCCCCUCUCCUGGCCAGGCCGCCUCCCAAGUCCUCCCUGCUCAAAGCCCUGAGCCACGACAGACUGCUGUCCCGGACUAUGAGAAAAGCUAUGCUCUCCAGGAACAACUCUCUGUCCACGGAUGAAGGCAGCUCCACGGACAACAGCCCCAAUAUCAUCCGAAGGGCCUCUGAUGCUGGAUUAGUAGAACCCCUUCCCAGUGCCUUCACCCUGGCUCCCCCUGCUAUCUUCCCCAUAGACCUCGUCCUCCACAGAGAGAGGGUCACGAAGGAGAGUCUACUUCCUGUAGGUAGAGAGGGGGCACUACGGCUCUCAGCAGAGUACUGCCUAGACAACCAGAGACUCAGAGUGAGGUUGAUCAGUGCUGAGGGACUGUAUGCGAUCUCUGUGGAUCCUAAGAGCAUCAACUGCAGCAUCAGUAUCUGUCUGUUACCGGGGAAGAUUCAGAAGCAACGCAGCGCGGUAAUUAAGAGGAGCAGGAACCCCGUCUUCAACGAGGAUUUCUUCUUCUAUGGUAUCUCACAGGAAGACAUCUGCUGCCGGUCGCUGCGGUUCAAAGUUGUCAACAAAAUGGCCUCCAUGAAAAGGGACUAUAUUUUGGGAGACUGUGAGAUUUUGCUGAAAAGUUUAUUAUCUAUGUAAAAAUUAUUGAUUGGCUUGAAUGUAUAUAAGAAAUAUUUUUU
Messenger RNA from Salvelinus namaycush (lake trout), 2011 nucleotides. Its product is annotated as C2 calcium-dependent domain-containing protein 4C-like. Bases 567 to 1970 code for a protein of 467 amino acids. NCBI's taxonomy places the organism in Eukaryota, Metazoa, Chordata, Actinopteri, Salmoniformes, Salmonidae. The transcript is spliced from 2 exons. The record is from RefSeq and is a predicted model, not a curated record.